This is a messenger RNA of Condylostylus longicornis, 2762 nucleotides long. RefSeq names its product basic-leucine zipper transcription factor A-like. Bases 309 to 2762 code for a protein of 817 amino acids. The record is from RefSeq and is a predicted model, not a curated record. The transcript is spliced from 3 exons. Lineage: Eukaryota; Metazoa; Arthropoda; Insecta; Diptera; Dolichopodidae.
AAAAAAAAAAACAAAAAUAUUAUAAAAUACAAUAAUAAUAAAAAUUAUUUAAAUUUUAUUGCUCUGCUAUUUAUAUGGAAUUUAUGAAAUUAAGAAAAUAAAAAUUGUGUAGGAAAUUCCACCAAACUACAAUAACAAAAUGCAUUUAACUAAACAAAUUUUGACAUAUAUACCUAUAAAAUUUAUACUUAACUAACGUAAUCAAAUGCUAUCUUUGUCUAAAUACUAUUAAAAUUUAUUUCAUCAUAAUUCUAUAAUCGUGUAUGAUUAUCCCUUAUUUUGAAAAAAAAAAAGAAUAAUCUUUUCAAAUGGUUAAAGCACCGAUUUUAUUACCAAAACCGCCGUCAUCAAUUUCAUUGUCACCUAUAACUAAUGACAUCAUGGAUCCAACAGAAGAAGAAGAUAACCUAAAUAAUUGUAACACUCAAAAUUCAUCAAUUAUAGUAAAUAAUAACAAUAAUGAAAAUAAUAAUAACAAUAAUGAAAUAGAUUGCUGUAAUACAGCUAGAUUUGUAAUUUCGCCCAAUACAUCAACUCCAGCAACACCAACAUCACCUUCAUCUACAACAACAAUAAUAAAUUCAAUAAUGACAAACGGAGUUGUUUUUCAUAGAGAUAUUCAAACCCAAACAAGUUUAAGUUUUGAUGAAAAUGAUGAAUACGAUGGUAAUUAUGACUGUUCAAAUACUAAUCAUAAUAAUAAUCAUUUGACUGAUGAUAAUGAAAACUGUGAAAAUGGUAAUGAUGAUGAUAUUGAUAAUAAUAUCUCUAAUACAAAUAAUUUUGAAAAUAAUGAUAAUGAUAAGAAUAAUCAUAAUGAUAAUAAUAAAUGUGAUGAUGUUAAUGGUAAUUGUUCAAAUGAAAUUAAUUCAGCAAAAUUAUCAAUUGAAACCACAAAAAAGAAAUCAUAUGAUUUAAAUAAAAAUAUUGAUACUAAAUCAAUAGAUAAUAAUGAUAAUAGUGAAAAUAAUAAUGAUGAUUCUAUUCCAUUUCUCAAAAGUAUUGAAAAAGAUUAUAAAUUAAAAUGCAGUAGUAGUUGUUCAGCAACAAUAUGUGAUAAAGCUGUUAAAAUAGAAAAUAAUCAAAAUUUAUUACAAAAUGAACAAAUAUUUUAUAAAAAUGAUGAAAAUGAAAAAUAUGAAAAAAAUAUUAAUAAUAAUAAUAAGAAUAACAAUAAUAUUCUAUUGCCAAUACAAGAGGAAUUAAACGAAAACUUUGAAAAUUCUAAUGAUUUCACAGAUUCUUACAUAAAUGAAAAUGAAUUAAAUGAGACUGAAAAUAUAUGUGAAACAACAGAUGAAACAGAAACAACAACAAAUAUAUGUAAAACGAUUGAUAAUUAUCUUGGUGAUUAUGAAACAAAUAAUUGUGAUGAAAUAUUUAAAUAUGGUAGUAUAAAUAAUAAUGAUAGUAAUGACAAUUUGAAAAUUAAUGGUAAUAAUAUAAUAGUAAAUAAAAAUACUAAUAGUAAUAACAAUAAUAAUAACAACAGUAAUAAUACAAUUUUAUAUCAAACGACUGCUAUUACAAAACAUAGUGUACACAGUGAAAAAAUAAAUGAAUCAAUAGGUAUAAUACAACAUUUACAACCAUUGACGGCCAUACCAACAAUACAACAAACAACAGCUGGACCAACAGCAAUACCAACAAUUGUGACACCAGCAACAUUAUUACCAGCUCUUGUUAAUCAUCAAACAGGCGCCAUAAUAGGUCAUGUAACUCAUGGAGCGCAAAUUGUAAUGGGAAUUGCAGCAACAUCUUUGCAACCAGCAACAGCACAGACGACUACUCAACCAUCUAUAUCAUCGCAAUCACAACAAACAACUUUACCUACAUCAUUAGCAUUACAAACCACACAAAAUUCCAUUGUUGGUAAUGGUACAAAUUUAACGCCAUGCCCUCAAUCAAUUGUUCAACAACAGACUGCACAAACAGUUCUUACUGUUCAAGCAACAUCAUCACAUAGUCAAACGAUUUUACAACAAAUAUCACCACCGGCAUCAGUUUCCGCGCUACAAACAUCUCAUGCUCCAACAACAAUUUCAACACAAAAUUCUCCAAGUCAUCAAACUGUUGCACAUCAUUCUCAGCAUCAUAACCAUUUACAUCAACAACAACAGCAGCAACAACAACAACAACAAUUAACCCAACAACAUCCGCACACAAUUCAUUGUCAAUUAACUGGAGCUACUAUAACAGCAACUCCUAUUUCAAAUCAACAACAGCAACAACAACAACAGCAACAACAACAACAAAACACAGUACAACCAACUCAUAUUUUUCCAGUACAUGUAAUAUCAAUACCAGCAACAGCACAUCAUCAUCAAACGGCGCAUGGUACAACUACUGCAUGGCCAAUAGUUGAGGCACCAAUAUUUAUUGAUGCAAAUGGUGAAGCAAGAACAUUUUGUCCAGCACAUCCACAAGGACCAUUACCGCCACCUUUACCACCACCGUCACUACCGCCAACUGGUUCAACAAUUACAAACUGUUCACAAAGUGUACAACAAUCUUCACAACCACAACAAAAUAGUAAUGGUAUUCAAUCAGCCAUUCAAUCAUCUAUAUUAUCAGUUGCUAGUAAUAUGAUAAAUGGAAAUUCAGUAAAUUUAAAUGGAAAUUCACAAACCCAACAACAGCAACAGCAACCGCAACAACAGCAAUCACAACAACGUGAACAUAGAGUUUUAUUGCAGUUGGACGCGGGGGUAUCGCUUCCAGUACAAAUAGGUGGAAAAAGGAAAAUAUUCCGAGGUAAGUGA